AUGCUUCACAGGAUCUCUCUUCUUGAGUUGUCCCUCCGUUUUCUGGACACAGUCCGCUUCUCUGACAUCGCCCGGUGUACAGACAUCGGAACGCUAACCCACCGCGGGAGCCGUCUGGUGCAACGCCAUUUUCACUUAGAACAUUUUGCUAUUCUCGUUCGCCGCGCUCUUCCUCUGCCGAGACGCGUUGUGUUCCGCUUGUCUCUUCAAGAAAGGAGGCGUUUUCUCUUGCAGCUAGAAAGGAACGCGGUCGUAGCGACAGAGAGGACGCGAGACAGAGAUUCCCUCCGCUCGUCUUUUUCUUUUUGUCGCACGUCUCUCUCUCUGUUCCAGUGUAUGCUGGCGCUUCUUCUCUCUUUGAGCUCCGUUGUGUGGUUUUUCUUGUUUCUUGUCACCUCCAAAGUUCUACUCUUUCGCCGCAUCUUCCCUGCCUCUCCGUCCUUUCUCUGCGUUCUUCCCCUCCUCCCUCCUUUCCUCGGUUUUCGUCCCUCCCCCACAAACUUCUCUCGACAUCCCUCCCUCUCGCGAGUCUCUCCGUCUCGGCUUCUCUCCCGGGCGUUUGUCUCCUUCACCUCGUUUACUGUCGAGUCCCUGUCUCCUGAGAGCCUCUCGCCUUCUCGGCGGUCUUUUCUCUCCCUGCUCUUUUCUCCAGUUUUCCCUGUUCUUCUCUGUUUCCUCAAAAUGCCGAGCGCAGAGGGUAAUGCGGCGACGCAGGGCGCCUCUUAUGCGUCGAUGAAAGUCCAGGAACUCAAGGACCUUCUCAGCCAAAGAGGUCUGCCCACGACUGGAAAAAAGACGGACUUGGUCGAGCGCCUGCUCCAGGCAGAUGUGGCGGCGGGGUCUGAGAAGGCCGCGCCUCUGGCCGUUGACGCUUCGCUUCUUUCCUCGGCGCCUCUUGAGGCUGCGCAUGCAGACGCGCAUGCAGGGGGGCUGGAACUCUCUGGGAGCUUCGAGGCGAAGGAGGCGGCCUUCUUGGAAGGUCUCUCGGAGUCGGGAGCCGCGGCUCUGUCUGCCGAAGGCUCGGCAGGCGCCAAGGCCGCUUGCGGGGUGCCUGCAGGGUCGACGGAAAAGCCAGCAGGCCAGGCUCCGGCAAUUGAAAACAUCAAAAUCACGCAGUCGAUGACGGAGGAGGAACGUCGGGCUCUGCGGAAGGCCAAAUUCGGUACGAAGACUGACGACGAAAAGAAACUCGACCGAGCGAGACGCUUCGGUCUGUCCGUCCCCGAACUGGAGGAAGAGAAAAAGCGACUCCGAGCUGAACGGUUCGGCAGUGCCUCCGGUGCAGCUAAGACCAGCAGCAUCCAGAGUCUGCCGGUGGACAAAUUGGAAGAAGAGAGAAGAAGAAAACGGGCGGAAAGAUUUGGCAUUGUCAGUGAGGAGGAGAAGAAGAGGAAACGUGCAGAGCGAUUUGGAGUGACAUCUGAGGAGGAGAAGUUGGCGAAGCGUCUCCAGAGGUUUUCGAGCCCAGCUAGCGGCACCGCAUCGUCGCCAGCGCCUCCUGUAAAGGUUACCGGCGCCUGA
Molecule: messenger RNA, 1521 nt
Organism: Toxoplasma gondii ME49
Lineage: Eukaryota; Apicomplexa; Conoidasida; Eucoccidiorida; Sarcocystidae
Product: SAP domain-containing protein
Exons: 6
Coding region: 1-1521 (506 amino acids)
Biological process (GO): poly(A)+ mRNA export from nucleus
Cellular component (GO): nucleus
Source: RefSeq, a predicted model, not a curated record